GAUUAUAUUGAUGCAUUAGUUGAUAGUUAUAAAUUGCAAACAUCAAUUAAUUUAUUUCCAUUAUAUGAAGAAAAAAAAUAUGUUCCGAAAACAACACGUUCACGUUUAAAUCCUAAUUGGCGUGAACAUCGUAUACGACAUUUAAUGAAUAAAUUAGAAGAAUUAAGUUUAUGGGAUCGUGAAGAAGAAUUAAAAGUAUCACAAGCUCAAUUUUUACGUGAACAAAAAUUAGAACAAAUACAAGAUCGUCAACGUAAUAAUAAUUUAUGUUUACGUUUAAUGCGUCAAAGACAUGAAAGUGAAAUGGAAAGUGCUGUCUUAUUAGAUCAAGUAGCAAAUAAUAUUAAUAACGAACAUAUUAAUGCAACAAUUGCACAAACAAUGAAAUUAACAUCAAAAUCUAAUAUUUUCAAUAAUGAUUUAUCAAUACCAUCUUAUAAUCUUAAACGACGUCUUCAUCAAGAUCAAGAGAAACUAUCUAAUUUAAAAACACCCAUUGGUCGUUAUCGACAAUUUGAAACAAAUAUGAAUGAUAAACUUGAAAAAAUUAAUGAAAAAUUACAACCAGAUCGAGAAAUAAUGCGUGCAUAUAAUCCAUAUUAUACAUCAAUACCAAAAACAGUUGUACCAUUAUUUAGUGAAACAUAUGCAUCACUACUUUCAAUACCUGAUAUAUAUUCAUCGAAUCGGUAUAAUCAAAGACAUUAUAGUUCAAGUCCAAAUUUAUGUCAAUCACCACAACAUGCAUCUAGUCCUGAUUAUGAAACACGUGCUCGAUCUUAUUCAAAUCGUGAUGUACGUGUACCAUUAAAAGAAGAAAGUGAUGAAAGUGAUGAUGAUAAUAAUAAUAAUCAUGAUAACAGUGAUGGUGAUGAUGAUUAUCAUAAUUAUUCACGAAUAAAUUAUGAUCCACCAAAACGAUCAACAAGUUUAAUAUCAACUACUGCUUCAUCAUUAUAUGAUUGUUCAUUAAUUCAUUCUCGUCAACCAAUAUCAAAUAAUAUUCAUCAACGAAGUCUGAAUGAUGACCUUAAUACAUUAACAUAUUAUUCAGAUGAAAUAAAUAAAAAAAAAUUACAGAAUAUUCCUGAAAUAUCAACAAAAAAACGUGUUGCAUUUAAUAAACAUGAUGAUGAUGAAGAUAAUUUUAAUUAUAAUAAAUCAUCAAAAACAAUGUAUCAACCUGCAAUAAUAUCACUUUCAUCACUUUAA
Molecule: messenger RNA, 1212 nt
Organism: Adineta steineri
Lineage: Eukaryota; Metazoa; Rotifera; Eurotatoria; Adinetida; Adinetidae
Source: the annotation of a GenBank genome assembly